Aspergillus ruber CBS 135680 is the source of this 3042-nucleotide messenger RNA. Its product is annotated as phosphatidylinositol-3,5-bisphosphate 5-phosphatase. NCBI's taxonomy places the organism in Eukaryota, Fungi, Ascomycota, Eurotiomycetes, Eurotiales, Aspergillaceae. Gene Ontology annotation, biological process: phosphatidylinositol dephosphorylation. The coding region runs from base 1 to 3042 and encodes 1013 amino acids. Gene Ontology annotation, cellular component: intracellular membrane-bounded organelle. The record is from RefSeq and is a predicted model, not a curated record. The transcript has a single exon. Gene Ontology annotation, molecular function: phosphatidylinositol-3,5-bisphosphate 5-phosphatase activity.
AUGGAGAGCUUCGACGAGGUAUCCCGCGCCCGGGAUCCUCAGGAGGAGUGUGUUGCGGUCAACAACGAUCCCUCCAGAACCCCAUCCGUUACAGAUAGCAAUGCGCCAAAAUCCAUAUCAGGGCCGUCCAUCGCAACUUCAGAUACUUCUGCUUUAUUUCAAACGGCGAGCAAGGCAUCUACAGAAAAAGAAGGUUCAGCACAUCCAGAGGAUCCGCAGCAAGAGAUCUUCAAACCAUCCCCGGAUCCUCCGCCGUACGCUCCGUCAACAUAUGAUUCUUCGACUGGGAUACAGCUGAGUGAAGAUGAAGGCGGCGGUGGGGAGGAUGAAGAACCUCAUAUUGCGACGUCUUUUCAGCGAGAUUCGACGCUAACUUCGGCACCAAGGCGACUAUCCGUGUUCUAUGAUACUGGGAGUGAAGGUAUCAACCGCAUGCACAAGUUUUCUCUAUAUGAAACAGCUAGUCGAUUCUAUAUGGUUGGCAUGGAUUUGUCAGAAACCAGGUUCAGAAUAUUGAAGAUCGACCGGACGUCAGAGACCGGUGAUUUGAGCGUUGCAGAAGACGACAUUGUCUAUAACAAGCGGGAAAUGAGCCAGUUGUUGGACGCUAUUGAUGAUGGGAAUAAGAGCUCGGGAGGACUGAAGUUGAAAUGCAGUGCAUGGGCACUGCUGGGAUUCAUCCGCUUCACCGGUGCAUACUACAUGCUUCUUGUGACAAAGAGAAGCCAGGUCGCUAUGUUAGGAGGUCAUUACAUUUACCAGGUUGACGGAACUGAACUGAUCUCCUUGACAACCUCAUCAUUAUCGAAAAUCAAACCAGAGAAGAACCACGAAGAAGCCCGGUAUAUUGCAAUUCUGAACAACCUCGACCUCACCCGCUCGUUUUACUUUAGUUAUUCCUACGACAUCACACGAACACUACAGCACAAUAUCUGUCGCGAACGUAAGGCAAAUCAAGAUGGACGGCCCAGUAAUUAUUCCCAAGAUUACAACACGAUGUUUAUAUGGAACAACCACCUCCUCGAUCCGGCGCUGUCAAACCUCAAGAGGCCAUGGGAAUGGUGCUUACCAAUUAUCCAUGGUUACGUCGACCAAGCAAAGCUCUCGGUAUAUGGACGGCAUGUCUAUAUCACGAUCAUCGCUCGUCGGUCUCGAUUCUUCGCAGGAGCUCGGUUCUUGAAGCGCGGUGCUAAUGAUGUAGGAUAUGUCGCCAAUGAUGUCGAAACUGAGCAGAUUGUGUCAGAACAGGCAGCAACAUCAUUUCAUUCACCAGGUCCGGGGCUUUAUACAAGUCCCCUGUAUACAUCCUAUGUCCAGCACCGUGGAAGUAUUCCUCUUUAUUGGACCCAGGAGAAUUCUGGGGUAUCACCAAAGCCAGAUAUUGAACUGAAUUUGGUGGACCCCUUCUACUCUGCAGCAGCUUUGCAUUUUGACAACUUGUUUGACCGGUAUGGCGCACCAAUAUACGUUCUGAAUUUGAUCAAAGCAAGAGAGCGCACGCCGCGAGAAUCCAAACUUCUAAAAGAAUACACCAAUGCGAUCAAUUACCUCAACCAAUUCCUUCCAAAGGACAAGAAAAUCAUCUACAGGCCAUUUGAUAUGAGCCGGGCCUCGAAAAACCGUGACCAAGAUGUGAUUGCAACACUCGAGGACAUUGCAGGCGACAUAGUUCCCAAGACCGGCAUCUUCAAGAACGGCUAUGAUGUGGAAUCAGGGUUGCAAUUACAAAACGGUAUUGCAAGGACUAACUGCAUCGACUGCCUUGAUCGUACCAACGCCGCUCAGUUUGUGGUUGGGAAACGUGCACUUGGCCAUCAACUCCAUGCUCUAGGUAUCAUUGAAGGCACAACAGUGGAGUAUGAUACUCAUGCCGUUAACCUCUUUACGACGAUGUGGCACGACCAUGGUGACACAAUUGCCAUCCAAUAUGGUGGAUCACAUUUAGUCAACACCAUGGCGACAUAUCGCAAAAUAAACCAGUGGAGCAGCCAUUCAAGGGACAUGGUAGAAAGCUUUAAACGAUAUUAUAACAACUCGUUCCUCGAUGCUCAGCGUCAAGAAGCAUACAACCUCUUCCUUGGUAAUUACAUUUUCUCCCAGGGACAACCAAUGUUAUGGGAUCUCUCUACGGACUACUAUUUGCACCAUGCAGACCCGCGAUCUUGGUCAAAUAGAAAGCGACCAAACUAUAUCUGCUGGUAUACGCCGGAGAACCUAAAGCAGAAAGAGUUACCACCUCCGCCCCAGCGGCCAAAGGAACCUUUAUCGUGCUAUGAUGAUUACUGGCUUGAAUACUAUCGACCGCUAGCUAUUUCUUCAUUCCCGAAAAUAUUCUCUUACAGACUGAAUUCCAACAAACAUCGAUGCCCACCUCUCCGUUCCGGCCUUAGCCCAUUUGACGUCUGGAUCCCACACGAACAAGUCAAUCGCGAAAGACACCCACAACGAGGUGUCAAGAUCCAAGAACCUUCAGAUGACACGCGUACGAAUACAUCGAGCCCCCAACAAAACUGGCAAUACCAACAACCCUCCGCUGAAAAACGCCCUCCAGCAGGCGGCAUCAUGAAAGAAUUUCGUCCAUUCACCAAAGCCUCCCCCUCCUAUGAAUCCCAAUCCCAAUCCCAAUCUCAACCACAACUACCCUCAACACCCAGCAAAGCCCAAAUCGCCCAAUGGACCCUGAGCCAACUCGUAAAAGACUCCCUAAACCCUUCCGUCAAACCCGCCGAAGCCGAAGAAUACGCACGCUACAUCAACCACCCCCUCAAGGUGCCUCUCGUUGUGACUUCUGAAGAUGAGCUGAUCGCUCGUGAGAAAGGCGGGUCGAGUUUGGAUUUGCUAGAGUAUGCAAAUACGUGUAAUGUCGAGGAGGGGACGUUGGAAGCGAAUGCGGAGCAGAAUGUGGAGGAUUAUUUGGAAUUUUUGGACGUUUCGGAGAGUGGGAUUUCUGUUGCGAAGGAGGAUUAUGAAAAGAAGAGGUAUAAGAGAUAUCGGCAGUGGUUGAGGGGUAAGAGUUUGUUUAAGCAGAGGGUUGAUCUUUGA